Polychytrium aggregatum is the source of this 670-nucleotide messenger RNA. RefSeq lists its product as uncharacterized. The transcript has a single exon. The record is from RefSeq and is a predicted model, not a curated record. Lineage: Eukaryota; Fungi; Chytridiomycota; Chytridiomycetes; Polychytriales. The coding region runs from base 15 to 356 and encodes 113 amino acids.
AUCCCUCACCUCGCAUGGCUCGACUGGCCAUCGACGAAUACAACCCAGACAUCGUCACCAUCAUCUGCUGCAACGACAGCUUCCAACUCGCCCUCGAUCUCAGCACCAUCAAGAUUCUGCUCCGAGUGUGCAAACGAGUCCGUUCUCUCCUGAGCUCCAAGCUGCCUCGUUUCCUCACCUGGUCCCAGAAUGCAGGAUUGUGUCAUCCCGAUGGACAAUUGCAGAUUGGCCUCACACCGAGCGACCAGAUCGCCCUCUCGCUGCAUUGCAAGGAUCAAAACACAGCCGACCGAUCCUGGCUCAUCGAACAAGCCGACCAAGGAGCGCCUUUGCAUCGUACUUCCUGGCCCGGGUGAUGCAAGUUGAUAUAUACCAAGAAGAAGACGACGAUGAGCUUGCGGAGAAUACCCAGCACCAGCUGAUAUUUCCGUAUCUGAUCAAGGCCACUGAAACUAUGCAUCCAAUGGCACACUUCCACCUGGCCGAGUGCUAUCGCAAAGGGCUUGGAGUUGACCAAGACCACACCAAGGCUGUCGAGUUGUACCGCAGUCUGGCAGAUCGUGGAAUCCCUCAGGCCCAAGUUGCCCUCGGUCGAUGCUUCGAGAAUGGCGAAGGUGUCGACCAAGACUUUGACUCAGCCAUCGAGUGGUAUUCCAAGGCUGCCGCCCAA